GCUCACUGCAAGGAUAUUCCUAACCCACUCUCCCAUCUCGACCUCUCAACGCGCUCGUCGACGACCACAGAUAUGUAAAUAUCCGCUUUCUACCAGAAUUCCUUAGCGGAUCUACUUCACUACUUUACUACUAGCCUCUUACCGGGUGGAUUCGGGGUGCACCACGUCUAAGCUCUGCCGCUUCAUUUGCUAUUACAUCUCGACAAUUGUUGUCUUAGCCGCCCUUUGCGUUUGUCGUUGCGCACCAUCUAUCACUUGAAGCUUUUUGGACAAGCUUCCGCGCGGUUGGUAUCACUGACACAGUACGACCAGGUGUCAAUUUGCACUCUCGUGUGGUUCAACCAUUUCCCAAUUAUUUUAUAUAUAGUUCCACUACGACCUCUAGCCGUCGACUACGUACACCAGUGCCCGUUCUAUUUCGUUUGAUGCCGUCGAGGUUUCAUCGCACGGCGGCUUCUGUUGUAAUACCAUGGUGGACACGAUGGCCAGGCCACCCGAAUCGUGGGCCCAGGACCCUUAUGCUCCGCGACACGCAUCUUACUAUGCACAGGAACAAUCCCAAGAAGUGCGUCUACCUCCGCUUCCUAACUUAGUGACCGGACCACGCACGACCCAAGGGCCACCCGCCAGACAGCAUCCGCCGACUUACAGUCAUAAUUCCUAUGAGGGCUCUUAUGCAUCAUCAUCAUCGCCUGUCUACCCAAACCCGCAGCACUCAAUCCCAGGCCCUGAAUCGCACGCUGCGGUGUCUAGUCCUUACGCAAGACAGUCGAUAGAUGCGGGCAGUCGUCUUCCUGCACGACCGCCGAGUGUAAGUGAACGAGCCGGAGAGCCGCCGGAAUAUAACCGAUUUCGUCAACUGGGAGGCGAAGCAAACUCCAUGCCGGCCCCUAGACUACCUUUACAGCAACAACCAAGGCAAAUUGGAGGCUCUCCUCAGCAGCAGCACCAGCAGCACCAUUAUGCGGAUAUUCAACCUGUUCGACCAACGACAGAGUACAGGUAUCAAGAGACCCGCCCUCAACCUUCGCCGCAAGCAAUAGCUCCCCCUCGACCAGCAUGGCAACCCCAGCCUGAAAUCCGUGCUCCAGAGCGGGUGAAGAUAUCGGACUUAAUUCAUGCCCCAAAGACCGGAGAGUCGGGCUCCUCGAAGGCGCCAGAACGCAGAAGAGUUCCUGCUGCAGCUUCCUCGACGUAUAAGCUAAAAGUUCGCCAACAGCCAGUUGCCGCGAGAUCGUGUGGGUUUGGUGAAAGGGAUCGUAGGGUUAUUGACCCUCCACCGAUAGUUCAAGUUUUUAUCGAAGACCCGAAGGCCUCGCAAGAUGAGAUUCGUACUCAGCUAAAAUUCCGAUUUUCAGUCAUGCAUUGCACGAUCUGGAACGAGACGGGCGAUCAGGAUUGUUCGGGGAUGCCAGAUGAUUUUCGCCAGCAGCGAAGAUUGAUGGGAACGAUAGUAUCGUCACCCUUCGUAGGGAUCGACGAAAAGAACGAGGAAGGGUGCUUUUUCUGUUUUCCUGAUUUAUCCUGCCGAACGCCCGGCACUUUUCGAUUGAGGUUUAGUCUGGUGGUUUUGGACCCAAACUCGGUUCCCGGAUCGAAAACUCCAGUAUGCGCUAUCGCUAUGAGCGAGGUAUUUACGGUCUAUAACGCCAAGGAUUUCCCGGGAAUGCGAGCGAGCACGGCACUGACUAAGAGGCUUAAAGAGCAAGGAUGUCUUAUUUCUAUCAAGAAAGGAAACGAGAGAAAUCAUGCGCGCGAAGACAGCGAGGACGACGACGAAGACGAAGACGAGGGUAGUAGUUCAGUACCACGACGAGCGAAACGAUCUAGGAAAACAUGACAUUUUCUAUCCAAUCCCCGUUUUUUAUCGCAAACUCAGAUAGCACGAUGACCCUACAUUAUGACGACGUCCUACGGCUUACGAAAGAUGGAGUGACGAGGUAGUUCCUU
Annulohypoxylon maeteangense is the source of this 1950-nucleotide messenger RNA. RefSeq names its product velvet factor-domain-containing protein. The record is from RefSeq and is a predicted model, not a curated record. The transcript has a single exon. Lineage: Eukaryota; Fungi; Ascomycota; Sordariomycetes; Xylariales; Hypoxylaceae. The coding region runs from base 470 to 1840 and encodes 456 amino acids.